This is a messenger RNA of Rotaria sordida, 1458 nucleotides long. The record is from the annotation of a GenBank genome assembly. Lineage: Eukaryota; Metazoa; Rotifera; Eurotatoria; Philodinida; Philodinidae.
AUGUUCUCCUUUAUCAAUCGAACAGUGUUCGAUAUACCAUUAACCUGGAAUCGAACUCGUUUUGAAGCUACACGUGUUAAAUAUCGACAAGCUCGAAAAUUAAUUGAGAUCAGUAUUAAUGUACAAUAUGAAAAACAAUUAAAAGAUAUUCAUCUUCAAAAUCUUGACAUUGAAAAAACUAUAACUGAAACAAAUGAACAUUUACUUAAACAUGAAAAAAAAGUUCAUAUAUUUGAUAAUUUAACUGAAAUAGCUUCACAAUCAUUACCAAAUUAUUUUGAUAAACGUAUGGAAAAUGUUCGUACCAUGAUACAAGAACAUUGUAGUGCUAUUCAAAAAAUUCUUCAUGAAGAAAAUGAAUAUUGGAAAGAAAUUCAUUCUGCUAUUGAUCAAAAUUUGAUUACUUCCAAUGAUAUUCAUCCAUGUAUAGAAAAUAUUCAAACAACAAAUGAAGAACAAAAUAUUUUAGAAUUACUUAAUGAUCAACCACAAAUACUUGUCCAUAUUGAUCAUCCUUCAUCAACUGAAAAUCUAAUAUCAACUAAACAAGAACGUAUGAGUAUUGUUCUAAACCCGAUCGAAUCCAUUCGAAUUCUUCCUUCUAUUAAUGCAACAUAUGUUAUUAAACCUGAAGAAACAACAAACACAGAAACAAAUGAUUCAUUACCAAUGGAAAUUUCUUCACAUAUACCUUCAACAGAAAUUGAUGUAUCACAAAUAUAUUCUCAACCUAACCCUCCAGCACAACUUUAUUUUUCUCCAACAAUUCUUCAAGAUGAAGCAUCUGAAUCAAUUAAAAAUGUACUAUCACCACUUGAUCAAAAUCAAACUAUUAAUUUAGUCAAACCAAAAGUAAUAAUUCCUCGAGUUCAUGAAAGUUUUUUAAUUGAUCAUCUUAAAAAAAAAGAAACUAAUAAUAUUGAAAAUAAUGAAUCGAAUAUUCAUCAACAAAAUUCUUUUAUUUUUCCAGAACCGAUGUCUAAACUUGGAACACAUUCUACAAAAAAAAAUGAAUUAGAAUCAAUUGAUAUAACAAAAAAUAUAAAACAAACACGAAAACGAAAACAAUCAAUAUCAGAAGAUAAUGAUACAAAAUCGAAUACGAUUGUUUUACGUAAAAGAAAACCGAUUUCAUUUGUUGAAAUUGAAGAAGAAAAACCAAAAAGAAAAACAACAAAAAAACGAAAAACUAAAAAAACCAAUGAAAAUGAAAUACCAAUUCGAGAACCAUCACCUUUACCUAUCAUAGAUCGAACAAUACAUUAUAGUACUCGUUUUUCUACACGUUCUCAUCGAUUAAACAAUUUAACAUUGCCAAUGAUUAAUAUAGAAAGUGACGAUGAUAAUAAUAAUAAUAAUAAUAAUAAUAAAUCGAAAUCUCGUUCUCAACAUGGAAAAAAAAUCAUCAAACAAAAAUCGAACCAAUCAAAAAAAUCUUCUAAAUCAACAAAAAAAUAA